UGUUUUAACCCGUGUUUGUAUGAUCGAAAUAUCUUUGUAUUAAAUGCAUUAUUAAAUUGUAGCUGAAUCACCUUAGGGCUACUUGAAUGAAUGAAAGUUCUACACACCCCGCCCCUAUAAGGUCACAUCCCGCACGUUCCAUUUGUACAGGUAUACGGCGCGCUCCUACCCUGUAGCCCAGUUGACAAACGUUGACAGUUUCUAGGAGGAGAAUGGUCCGAUAAUCUUCCCAGUUCAAAGUAUCAGUCUGUUAAUUUUGGAAACGUCGUUCGAAGCUGUCGUUGGACAAAAUCAUAAUAUCUGAAUUUUAAACUAGCAAAGGUUACCGUUACUGCCUAAUAAUGCCCCUUCUUCAACACAUUAUGGACUCAGAAAUGGAGCGGUUAGCCCUGGACCAGAUAGUUCCCUCCCUGCUGGACCAGGGAUUCUUUUAUGUUGACAACUUUCUUGGAGAUAUGGUUGGAGAUUUUGUGUUGCAUCAAGUGAAAGAAAUGCACCACUCUGGAGUGCUGCACGAUGGACAAUUAGCCGGCCAAAGUUCUGGCAUCUCCAGAAGAAACAUUAGGAGUGAUAAAAUAUCUUGGGUCAGCGGACUUGAGAGGGGAUGCGAGGCUAUACAUUUUUUAUUGACACUGAUAGAUAAAUUAAUUUCUCUGUGCAUUGGACGACUUGGGAAAAGCAUAAUUCGGGAGCGUUCGAAGGCGAUGGUAGCAUGUUACCCAGGCAACGGGACAGGGUAUGUGAAGCAUGUGGACAACCCUAAUGCUGAUGGGCGAUGUGUCACCUGUAUCUAUUACCUGAACAAGAACUGGAAUGCCAAGGAGCAUGGGGGAAUUCUACGGAUCUUUCCGGAAGGCAAGUCGUACGUGGCGGACAUUGAACCGCUGUUUGACCGCCUGCUUUUCUUCUGGUCGGACAGAAGGAACCCCCAUGAAGUCCAGCCCUCAUUCUCUACUAGGUAUGCCAUUACAGUGUGGUAUUUUGAUUCCGAGGAAAGGGCUGAAGCCAAGAGGAAGUUCAGAGAUCUAACUGCGUCUACCGAGCAGGACAGUAUGACACCCUGAGCUGCUGCCAGGGCGCCAUCUUGCUGGUCUGAAGAGGUCAGCUGGCCUGGAAGUCUUGUCUUCACAGCCUGCUCUGGGACCUUUAACCCUUCUGCCAUAUUGUGUUUGCUCUCGUGUAUCUCUCUUCACUGAUCUUAAACGGACAAGAAAUGAAGAGAGAUGUGGUUGACAACUUUUUCUAACCCUGAGAUGUGACUAUUAACCCACACCAACACACUUUUGAAGACUCGGUGUGGUCUAGUAGACUAAGCUCUACUCUCAAGAGGACUGUGCUCAUAUGAAGGCUGGCAAGUUCCAACCUGUGGCGUCAUGGUGGAUAUUUAUCAGCAGUGUGGUGUGUCUUGGAGUUAAUCUGCAUUGAAUCAUUUGCUGCCUUUUCUGUGUCUGUGUUGUGCCAUAACAACCGUCUGAGGUGUAAACCUGUGUGUGGAAUCCUACAAUCAUUAAGAAUGGGUGUGGUGAAGUUGUUCAAAAUGGUAGUUAUGUUUGUUCUUCAAUGCAGUUUUUUUGUUGUGUAGAACGGAGGAGGGCUGUUAGUGUUGUGGUCAGUGUGCUAUGCUCCUUUACAGAACCUCUCACUCUAUAGCUCAUAUGGAAUGAAGAUUGCCAAACUUACUACCUACUUGAGUACACUGUCUAUAGAACACAGCAGAUUUCCAGUCUGUCUUUGAAACAUUUGUGAAACCUCAGAGAAAGCCUCCACACAUCUCACCUUUGGCAAAAUAACGAUCCUUGAUGCGACAGCUUAAAGCUGUGUGGUCCAUUAAAGUUAAUAAAAAUAGUUUUUAAUAUGAAAUAUUCAAAUUGUGUUUUAGUUAGCUUGUAUGCUGGUCAGCAAAGCUGAUGUAUGGGGAAUGCUGUUGAGAAUGAGAAAAAUGUUUGCAUGAUGUGAAUAUAAAAAACA
Molecule: messenger RNA, 1968 nt
Organism: Hypomesus transpacificus
Lineage: Eukaryota; Metazoa; Chordata; Actinopteri; Osmeriformes; Osmeridae
Gene: egln3
Product: egl-9 family hypoxia-inducible factor 3
Exons: 5
Coding region: 342-1064 (240 amino acids)
Biological process (GO): cellular response to hypoxia; peptidyl-proline hydroxylation to 4-hydroxy-L-proline
Cellular component (GO): cytoplasm; nucleus
Molecular function (GO): peptidyl-proline 4-dioxygenase activity; L-ascorbic acid binding; ferrous iron binding
Source: RefSeq, a predicted model, not a curated record